Molecule: messenger RNA, 1808 nt
Organism: Syngnathoides biaculeatus (alligator pipefish)
Lineage: Eukaryota; Metazoa; Chordata; Actinopteri; Syngnathiformes; Syngnathidae
Gene: prmt3
Product: protein arginine methyltransferase 3
Exons: 16
Coding region: 111-1670 (519 amino acids)
Biological process (GO): peptidyl-arginine methylation
Cellular component (GO): nucleus
Molecular function (GO): protein-arginine N-methyltransferase activity
Source: RefSeq, a predicted model, not a curated record
GGACUGCUGGUUUGCAGCGACCUCUAUUGGAAAUGUGGUCCGGAAGUGUCACUGGUACGUGAUCGCGUCAUUUUACACUACCAGGAAGUCAUCGGGGAAACGGCAACAUCAUGGCAGAGAGCAUAGACGCACGUCCUCGUGCUGAUGUCGAGGACAUGCCCGAGCUAUCGGACUGUGAGGGUGACUCUGGUGAUGAUGAAGAGCAGUGGCAGUGGAUGGAAGAGGACAGUCAACAGGUUCCCUGUUUAUUUUGUGACAGAUUACUAAAUUCGGUGCCUGAAACCCUGCAGCACUGUACACUUGACCACCGCUUCAACAUUAUAGAUCUGAUUAAGAAACACAAUUUAGAUGACUACAGUUACAUAAAGCUGAUCAAUUUCAUACGCUCAACAAAAUGUGAUCCGUCACAUCUCAUCGGGCUACCAGAUGUUCCCUUACCGUGGGAGAGUGAAGAAUUCCUUCAGCCAGUUAUACAGGAUGAUCCCUUAUUGCAAACUGACCCUGAGGAUCUGUGUGGUCACCAGGGGAAGGUUGCAUCAACAUGCGGACCAUCAGAGUCCAAUGAGGCGAUGCUGCAGAGGGUAUCUUUUGCUGAGGAGGCUAUGGCUCAAUCCUUUGAAAAUCUGCAAAAACUACAGCUACUGCUCCAAGAUUUGGUGCUGAAUCCAGAAAAUGGAAGGUCCACUAAUCUGUCCAGCGUGGCUGAGCUUCGCGAGGAAGAGGACGAAGCCUACUUCAGCUCGUAUGGUCAUUAUGGCAUUCACGAGGAGAUGCUCAAGGAUAAAGUGCGCACUGAGAGUUACCGUGACUUCAUGUACAAUAACCCUGAAGUGUUCAGAGACAAGGUUGUUUUAGAUGUUGGCUGCGGGACUUGCAUACUAUCGAUGUUUGCUGCCAGGGCUGGAGCCAAGAAGGUCAUAGCUGUUGACCAAUCAGAAAUUAUCUACCAAGCCAUGGAUAUAGUCAGGUCCAACAAGCUGGAGGACAAGAUCACUUUGCUCAAAGGACGCAUAGAAGACAUCAGCCUUCCUGUGGAGAAGGUGGAUAUCAUCAUCUCAGAGUGGAUGGGUUACUUUUUGCUGUUUGAGUCCAUGUUGGACUCUGUCUUAGUGGCCAGAGACCUCUAUUUGGAUGAUGGUGGUUCAGUCUACCCAGACCUUUGUAACAUCAGCUUGGCGGCAGUGGGAGACAAGCAGAAGCACCAAGAAUGCAUUGCAUUCUGGGAUGAUGUGUAUGGCUUUAACAUGUCAUGCAUGAAGAAGGUUGUCGUGCCGGAGGCUGUUGUGCAAGUGUUAAAUGCAGACACGCUCAUCUCCGAACCUACAGUCAUACAGACAAUCGACUGCAACAAAGUGACUCAUUCAGAGCUGGAUUUUGCAGCCGACUUUUGUUUGAAGAUUACCAACACCACAGAGUUCACGGCAAUUGUUGGCUACUUUGACGUUUUAUUUGACAAAGGCUGCUGUAACAAGGUGAUGUUCUCCACGGGUCCACAGGUCACAAAGACCCAUUGGAAACAGACCAUCUUCCAACUGGAGAGACCCUUCACAGUCCAGGCUGGUGAGGAGCUUCAAGGAAAGAUCACAGUGCGCAAAAACAAAAAGGACCCUCGCUCGCUGUUGGUCACCUUUGACCUGCGAGACAGGAAGCUGACCUACAGCGUGCAGUAAUGCCAUGCAUGUGACCAACACUAGAAACACAGCAAAUGUGUUGUUGCUAGUAUUAGUAUUUCUAUUAAAACUGUCCAUGUAUUCAGCCAUUUUGGGGUUGUUUUUCUGAUUUGCAAUUAAAAAAAAAAAGGAUUUAAA